GGUCCGUACGUACGUACUACCGGCCUCCGUAGUCGUUGCCGUACCACGAGUACGAGUACGUACCGGUACUUACCGAUAUGUUGAAGGAUUGCCGAGAACCUCCACAAGAAGAGGCAUCUGUUUUGGUGAAAGAUCCCGAAAAAACGAUCCUCUACUGCCACAACGACCGAAACGAGGGAAACGCUCUGUGAGCCCCAAAACUAAAACCAAAAAAGGCAAACCAAACCAAACCAAACCAAAUCCAAUCAGAAUCAAGACCACCAUGGCGAGACCUAAGAGAACGGUCGGACGGGCCACGGCGGGAUUCAUCGCCGCGGUGUUUCUAUCGGGUGCCGGAAGCCUGCGGCACGCCAGCGCGUUCGUCGGCCCCACCCAUCGGCCGGUGGCGGCGACCCCGAGGCACAUGUUCGACUUCUUCAAGAAGGACGAUCCGGAGCCCUCCCCGGACCCGAGCGGCGCCUCGCCUUCCGAAGACGAGGAGCCAGACGACUUUUCCGACGACCCCGUCGACAAGAUCUUCUCCGUCUUCUUUGGCAAGAAGGAGGCGACCCCCAUGGGAAUGAAGCGCUUCGGCCGGGAGCGGUUUCCGGAGCAGUACCCGGCGGUCCUCGACGAGUGGGCGGAGCCGGUCGCUUCCGAUGACAAGGACAUGGCGGUCCUCCGGCCGAUGCUGAAAAACACCAACCUCGAAACCCGCGGCCUGAAGCUGACCUACUCGGCCAACCGGGACGGCUGGGACCCCGUCUCCUUCCACCGAAAGGUGGACAAACUCGGCGGGGGCCUGGUGGUCUGCACCACGGAAGACGGCCUCGUCUGCGGGGGCUACAACCCCAAGGGAUGGGUCGGCUACGGGGAGGCCCGGGGGUCGAUCGCGGCGUUUCUGUACGUCUUUACGAAGGGGACGUCGGAGCUCCCGACCAAGCUGCGAAAGGUCGGGGGCCCGAGCCUCGCGCAGCAGGACCUGCCAGGUACGAACGAGCGAGAGCGAGCAAGUGCACGAGAGAGCGGGCUGCGCCCGUGGGGGGGAAGCCCGCGCCAAGAAUCGUCGCGUCUGUUGUUGCCCGCUCACCGUCCCUUGUUUUCUGUUUGUGCGGCUGUGCUUUUGUUACUGGCAUUGCUGUGCCGCCCGUUCCCCGAACACUUUGUUUCACGCAGAGACCGGCCCCUCGUUCGGGGCCGACAGCCUCGUGAUCCCCCUGGAAAAGUCCAGCCCGAGGGUGGCGAGGAGCAAGCUCGGGAGCUACUACGAACGAUUCCCCGGGGGCGGAAACACGCUGUUUGGAAAACGCGGGUCGAGCGUCCGAUUGAAGGAUUUGAAGGUAUACCACGGCGUUUACGCGGAAGGAGAAUACAUUCCCUUUACGGAUGCCGAACCGUUUGCAUUAUAUUAAGAAAAAAACUAGCUUUGCCCG
Pseudo-nitzschia multistriata is the source of this 1412-nucleotide messenger RNA. Lineage: Eukaryota; Bacillariophyta; Bacillariophyceae; Bacillariales; Bacillariaceae. The record is from the annotation of a GenBank genome assembly.